GAAAUAUUUAUUUGUUCAAAAUGGCCACCAUGAGAGUACAAGCGAAAACUUUACCGCUUUUACGGCAGUCUUUUGCAAUCUGGCAAGCUAAAAGGUAUUUGAAUGUUUUCUGUAAAUUAUGAAACUAAUAUCUAUUUUGAUUUUGAAUUUUUUCGUUUUGUUUACGCGCUAUAAAUGAUUCCAAAAAAUUUUUCCCCAGGUGCUUAGGAUUAUGUUGCUGUCGGCUUUCACCCGGCUUCGACGCUAUUUCGAAGAAAAAGAACCAAGGCACUCUGGAAUCUAACAGUCAAAGCAUAUGCGUGAUACCAAAGAGAACUUUAUUAGGAUCUUUCAUUCCGAAUCCCCUCACUGCUUCUAACUCGCGAAGAAAAAAGUAUUCAGAAAGGCGGAUACUCGGGUGAGCUUUGGACCUUCAGUACCGUAGUUUGUUAUGAUUGUUUCUGUUGAGUCAUAAGUUGUCACAGCAUUACAAUAUGGGGACUAAUCUGCUAAUGUAGGCUUUCAGACAUUGAGAGGAUAAGUGUAGGACCCUAUUGUUUUGUUUACAUCUUUGAUUUCCCAUAUGAUAAGCUACUUUUAAAAAUGACUUAGAUCAGGUUGCAAUACUUCCUAUUUUACAGCAGUUACGCUUAACUACUGCAUGUACUGAUAAUGCAAUUUUGUAAUGAUUCAUGGUUGUUUCACCUACAAGUCAUUUCGCUGGUGCCCAAGCCUGCGCACCUGGCGGGAUCAUCACAUCAGCCCAUGUUGGGGCAGAGGAGUUGUGAAUCUGUGCAGAGAAUGGGGAAGAGACACUUUGAAGGAAUUUCUUGCUCAUUCAGUGAUGACUUCUUGGAAUAACAGGUUCAUCGCCAAAAUUUCCUACUUUUGAGGACGAACAAUUCCGCCAGCUACACAGGCUACCAGCAACCUGUUCCCUUACGUCUUGAAUGUUCAUUAAGAUGUUAGGUCCUUCCCUAACUAUGACAUGUAUUAGACUUCUUUUUGUCAUGGCUGAAGGAACGACCUACAAACAUUAUUUUGUAGCCCUCAUUUCAUUUCUUAAGAGAAAUUACUAUUAGCAAAUGGGGCAUUAGCACAACGACACAUAGGUACAACAACCAGUUACCUUAGUUUACCUUUCAUGAUUCCAAGAAAGACUCAAAUGGGAUAGUCCACUGUUGGGAGCACUCACCUUUCUCUCUUUGUGCCUUCAUUUCCCAUCCCUCAUGCCAUAAUUAUGUGGUUUGAGUUUGUUGCUGGUCAUCUUCUCUGCUCCAAGAGGUUUUUCUCUGGGUGAUACAGUUUUCCCAUCUUCUCAAAAACCAGUAUAAUUCUAAUUCAAUCUGGAAACCAAAAAGGUUUUUCAUCUGCUCUGGCAAAGACAUUUGGUAUCAAAUUUCAUGACUUAGAGCAAAGUUUGAAGGAAAAAUCAAAUAUUUCACUCGAAUCACUGAUUUUGACAAUUCAAAUGAAAUAGUUUAUUUUUUCUCAAACUGUGCUGAGAGCCUUGAAAUUUGUAUACUAAAGGUUCAGAGGUUUAUCAGUUCUUAUAACUGUUAAGUUCAGGAUUUUCACUAUUUUUUAAAGUAGAAGAGUGCCUAAGGUUGAUUAGGCGAGGAAAGUUGGAAAAGUGGGUUGAGAGUCCACUUGUCCAUUUUGCUUAAAGUGCUUAGAGAACAUUGACGGAGUACCAGUACCUGGGUCCUAGCUUCUAAUAAGACCCAUGUAAAAGUCACAGUAACUCUCUAAAUAAAGUUAGUUACAUGUAGAUAAAGACAGAAAAAUAAAAGUUUUCCUUUGGGAUGACUCAGGUCAGGAUCAGUGAUCAGAGAUCUCUUGGAUCAUAGUAUACCAAAGGAAUCAUUGAAUCCACCCUGGGCAAGGUUUCAUCAGUUCCUCUGAUGUGCUGUGAUCUGAUUACUGCUCAUGGGUUACUGAUCAUGACCCAGAUCAGAUUUCAGAUUCAGAUUUUUUAUUUAUUGCACUAUUUCAAGAGUUUACUACAACAAAAAUACAGUACAUUACAAAAGUAAAAUAAAACAACAUGAAAUUACAUAAAUCAUUAAAGGUGAAAUGUGCACAGUCUCAGAGACCAAAGAAGCCUAGGCUUUCGAGGUUGGUCACUGCCACCUGCAACUAACUGGUGUAGACAUUUGGGUAGCGUAUAAUAGAGACGGGAAAAUUAAAAGUGCAUAAAGUCAUACUUACAAUUUUAUAUAAAAAACAAUAGAAAUUAGAAUUGAUAGCGAGGGCAGAGAAAUCAAAUUACUCAUUGGGUAGUUAUUAGGUACAGUUUGUAUUGCUUGUAGAAGCUAUUAUAAGAACGUUUUUGUAAUUUAGAGGGAAUUUUUUCCCAGAUUUUAAAACCAGCAAAAGCAAAAGUGGCAGCUCCAUAAUUUAUUUCUUUUCCUUCAAUGGCCAAUGAAAAUUAAGGUUCCCUAAGCUAGUUUGAAAUCAUUUCAACCCUAAGAUCAGUUUAAACCCAGCAUUUCAUUUUUUCAACAUAUUUUAUGUUUUCAGUUAUUCAAUGGAGGACAUGUAUGCAGUUGUUUCUGAUGUUGAAGAUUAUAAGCACUUUGUUCCAUGGUGCAGGGACUCAGUUAUUUUGAUCAGAAAGCCAGGUCAUCUAAAAGCAAAGUUAGCAGUUGGUUUCCCACCUGUGGUGGAAAAAUACAGCUCCUCUGUUACGCUUGUUCCACCAAACUUAGUGAAGGUAUCAGUCAGCUUUAACACUCAAAACACAGCUGAGUUUUACUCAAACUCAGGGUUGUCACUAAGAUUUCAAGUUGCCGGGUAAAUACAACAAGUAGGCGGGGAAUCAAAUGGCCAGGGAUUUCUUUUGGUUCUAUUUUUCUUCUAUUUUCCGAUAAAAGUAGCCGGGGGCUACUCUCUUAGUAGCCAAGGAAAAUCCCCGGCCCACGGCUCUUAAUGACAACCCUGCAAACUGGUUAACUUUUGAUGGUGGGUUAACUGUACUAACAGUCCAGAAGAGUUCUCAUAGUACACACUGGAUGUGUGCGAAUUACCCUUUGAAAAAAUUGGCCUAGGUUUUUUUAAAAUAAUAUUCCUCUCAAGGGAGAAUGAAUGUGUUCAUUAUAGUAGACUGGGAGCAGACCUUCUUUUUCUUCAGAUUUAGUAAUGGGAGUGCACAGCCACUUGACAAACGAGGGCAGCAGCCCACAAAGAAAAUAGCUCUUUUUUCAUGCUUCUCCUUUCUCACGCCUUCAGUCAUGUGCAUGUUCUUUUGCGUGUCUCAUGCAUUUUGCUCUAUGAACUAAGAAAAAAGAGAGACGGCUUGUAGUUUAUCAAUGUAGGAAACAAACAUUGGUCACAUCAAUACAAUUAAACAUUUAAAAGCCAAUGGUUGACGGCAUUUCUUCGGAUAGUAAUAAUUAUGAUCACGGCUUCUUUCUUGGAGAUAUUACUUGCUCAGCAAUAUUGUUGCUCUUGAUUACACUGUAGGCUGAGUGCACCGAUGGAGAGAUGUUUAAUUAUAUGAAGACAAUUUGGAAGUUUAGUCCUGGCUAUCCAGGAAACCCAAACACUUGUACACUGGACUUUUAUGUAAGUAAAUGCUCAAUUUAAUUUUUUUUUUGUACUUUUGAUGAUACAACAUUUUUCCCCUUAUUUUUUGUUUUAAAAAAAGUUUAGAAAUACCAUGCAAAAGAACCAUCAAUGAGGUUCCACAUGAUUAAAACCUACAAUAUUCAAUAUUAAAUGACACAACUGACUCUCUAAGUAAGAAAUAGUAAGCACAAUACCAAAAUGAAAUCCCCUCAGACUAUAUCUUUCUGCAGCAAGACUGUUUUUUAAAACAGUCUUAAUUAAAAUUACAAAUGGGUCAUCAUUAUGAACUGAUUGAAUUUGAAUAAUACAGGUUUUAACACAUUUGCUCUGUUUAUAACACUUUGUUAUUUUAGUUGGUCCUCAGCCCUAAUCUAGUUCUGUUUACUGAAAGUCUUAUCUGUAAACCACUUAUUGUGACACAGGUGCUGGGGGUACAUGCAUGUAUCCUCAAGAUACAAGUAGUCACAAGGUCACGGGUUCAAACCCCGUUGAAGUCCUGAAUUUUUUUUUCAGGCUUCUUUACGCAAUUGCAUAAAUUGUGUUCACUGCAACGAUCAUUUCUUCAUUUUCAAAGAUUCCUAUGUUAUUUGACACAUUCAUUUUGAUGUGAAUACACAGCUUUGUAUUUGUGGAAUCCUGUCCAAUGAAAUGUCUGGUUCAUUCCUCUGCAGAUAGAGUUUGAGUUUCGAUCAAUCCUCCAUUCUAAGCUAUCCACUGUGUUUUUUGAUGAAGUUGUGAAAAAAAUGGUGAAAGCAUUUGAAAAACGGUGUUACUAUCUAUAUGGUCCUGGACAUCUUCAUAAUACAGUUAAAGCUAGAACAGCACCAGCAGGUAUG
Messenger RNA from Porites lobata, 4385 nucleotides. NCBI's taxonomy places the organism in Eukaryota, Metazoa, Cnidaria, Anthozoa, Scleractinia, Poritidae. The record is from the annotation of a GenBank genome assembly.